UCCCUUUAAUCAUUGUUUUCAUUUUGUAAACAUAAUUCCUUGUUUGUGAUCGGAUUAAAGAUUAAUAAAUAGUGUACAGGGUGAAAUAGGGUGUGUUUACAUGUAAGUGUUACACUACACUUGUCUUAAUUACCCGGAUACGGAUGUGGUGUUGUGUAUUUCAAAAUAUUAACUUCGAAUUUUUAAUACCUGUCCUAUGACGCUAAUCAAUAUACAAUUCUUUUAACGAUGGAGGGUGGUACAAUAAAAAUUAUUGUGAUAGCAGUUUUGGCUGUACUUGGAUUAGCAGCUAUUCUUAUUAUAUCUUCAUUUAGUUAUUUGGAUUAUUGGGAGUAUGGAUUAAAACGACAAAAGUCAACAGGAAGUGUUGAUAAAACAGAGAUAUAUGACAGUGGCAGGUAUUUCGUCGGUCCAGAUUUUGAAUUUAAAGUUUUUCCUUCGGAUCUGCACUAUGUUGAAUUGGAGGAUGCAAAAAUAUUUACCUCUGAUAAACUUGAAGUUGACGUGACAGUUAAUUUCCAAUAUGUUAUUCGUAAAGAUGAAUUAAUCUCUCUGCAUGAUACUUAUGAUUUGGAAUAUGAAGAAAUCAUGAAAUCCAGUGCUUUGGAUGCCUUGAAGGGUGCAAUAACUGUGUACACGACGAGAGAACUUAUUAACAACAGAGCCGUUAUAGAACAAACAGUCUGGAAAUCCGUCAGGGAAAGACUUGGUGGCACUUGUUGUAACAGUUACUGUGGACGUUCAAAUCCAUUGUGUUCUACCUGUAAAGUAGUGUGUACAGACUCGGACAAAGGAUUGAAUGUUGAAGUGAAAUAUUUCCAGUUAAGGAGAAUUAGGAUUCCUAGAGAUGUUGAGAAACAAUUUAUACAGGCAUUAGUAUUGCAGGAGCAAAAUGAAGAAGAAAAGCUUAAACAAGACGCUGUUGUCGUUAGAAAGGAAACAAGUCAAAAGGUCCUUGUGAUUGAGAAUGAGGCAAAAGAAAUAAGUCAGAAUGCAACAGCCCAGGCCACAUUGAUAGGAUCGAUUGCUCAGGCUAAUUAUACAGCCAUCUUGGAGUCAGCUCGUUCAGAUGGAUUAAAACAAGCAUUCAUAGACUUAAAUUUUAACCAACAAGAGCAUAAAAAUAGUUUCGAUUACCUUCGGACAAUACGUGGACAAGAUAAUACUCAUCUGACAGUUAACUUUCAGCAAAAAAUUGCAGGAAACCUUGGCUCAAACUAACCGUGUGAUUUAUUCAAUGUUUUAAUACCCCUAUCUACAAUAGUAGAGGCAUUAUGUUUUCUGGUGGGUGUAUUCGUUCUGUUUCCUUAAUAAAAAUGGACAAUCCGACAUUAUGAUGUGAACUUUGAAAAAAAAAUAUGCCAUAUUAAGAGAUUGACCAAAACGUCAUGGUUCAGCUAUCAGGUUAAAAUAUUGGUUCGAGGUAGUUUACCAUGAAGUUGUGGUCAAAUCAUCUUGAAACUUAUAAAUGUUCAUUUAUAUAAUAGAUUUUUUUAGGUAUAUACCAAAUUAAGGUUUCCACACAGACCUCACAGUUAAAUUUUUCCUUUAAGAUUUUAAGAUUAAAGUGUUGGUUUAAGGAACUUAACCACAAAGUUGAGGUCACAUCAUUUGAAACCAGGUACACAUGUUCAUAGUGAACUUUUCUAAAAUUUAUGCUAAACCAGAGAUAGAUUACCUUAGCUAUAUUUGGCAAAACAUUUCGGAAUUAUGGGUCCUCAAUGCUCUUCAAUUUCGUACAUUAUUUGGAAUAUUGUAAUUUUCUAAUUCGAGCAUUACUGAUGAAUCUAUUGAAGACGAAAACUCGGGUUUGGUGUACAAAAUUCUAUUCCUGGUAUCUAUAAUGAGUUAAUUUUCAAGUCAAGACAUAUCUCUGUCAACAGUUUAUCAUAUUAAAUAUAGUUAUUACUAUGUCACUGAUAAUAUAUAAUUUUUUAUUUCAGUACAGAAACAUUUUUUAACAACAACCAACCAUGUGAUACAUAAUUUUUGUAAUGUCGUAGAUUUAAAGUGUGUCCCUGAAACUCUAUAUAUCUGUUCAUGUGAUAACAGUUGUAUGUUACCCUUUAAUGAAUCCAAAAUGUUAUCAAACAAUUUAGAAUGAGCAUAUUCAAAAGUUUCUUCACUGGAAAAUUUACUUGAACCAAACAAAAAAAAAAAGCAUGUGUGAUUGCUUUUAUAUUAAUGUUAACGCACAGUUAUUGUUGUUGUUUUGCUGAAAUUUAUUGUAUUUAAUGCAUUUGUUGAAAAUCACACGUUUGAAAUGGAAUUGGAGCCAAUAUUGUAUAAAUCGUCUUAAAAUUUAUUAUAUUUGUAACAGAAUAGAAUCGUUGAAAUUUGUGUUAACAUAUCAAUUGCAAAGACUAAGUUUGAGUUUUUCCUAACACGUUUACACAUGUAGUUUUUAAAUGUUGGUUAUAAAACUUUAACCUUUUGUGUUGUGAAGAACAAGUUAUUUUUCAGGUUUUUAUUUUUGCGAUUUUUUAUUUUUUCCCCCAAAUUCAUUCAAAUGUAAGGUAUUUAAAGUUAUGGUAAACCAAGGAAAUCCACCACUCAUGUUUGUGUGUACAAUAUAUAGGUACUUUUAUAUAACUGUUACUUUUAUAUAAUUGUUUUAUAGUAAGUUAAAUUGUUAAAAAUCCAUAUGAAUGUACUGAUGUGUUUUUAGAUUUUAAGAAUAUCACUUUGAUUUGGACAAAAGACGAAGUCAUUUCAAUAAAUGAACUGUAAGGAUGGUUGGUUAAAAAAUAAGUUUAAUGCCAUGAAAACAGGGAUUGAUAUUUGUAACUACUCUCAAGUCUUCAUACAGUUCUGUUUUAUUUGCUGAAAAUGUGAGCAUGGUCACUCAAGAUAAAAAAAACAUUGUUUUAAAUACUUCAUUUAUUUUUUUAUUUUUAUACAAUGUAUUAAUUGCACUGGCACACUUUAUUUAGUCUGUGUAGGUAGAAAAUGUUUGAGUAAUAUAUUGCACAGGGAAAAAUAUAGUGCUGGAAACAGUUCACUUUUUUACAAUGAAAUGAAGAAUAUUAUAUGUAUAUGAUAUAGUACAUUGCUGUUUUAAGUUGUCAGAAACUUUGAAUUACAUCUCCAGGUCUACCAGUGUAUGGAUAUACCUUAUUUAAGAAUGGUUACACUUGUGAUUAUUAGUAGUAAGAACUUUUUUUAAACUAAAUACCUUGGUAUGUGUAUUUGUGUGCUUUAUAUAAAAUGUAAAUAUUAUUUUUAUAUUAUAUUCUUAUCAAAAUA
Messenger RNA from Mytilus californianus (California mussel), 3246 nucleotides. RefSeq lists its product as uncharacterized. The record is from RefSeq and is a predicted model, not a curated record. The transcript is spliced from 6 exons. Bases 229 to 1221 code for a protein of 330 amino acids. NCBI's taxonomy places the organism in Eukaryota, Metazoa, Mollusca, Bivalvia, Mytilida, Mytilidae.